AUGGCCGCCGGCAGCCGGAGAUUGCUAUCCACCGGCGAAAUCCUCCAAGUCGCCAAGGCAAGGUUCCUCCAGCUCUCCUCCCAACACCGCAUCGACCUCUCCAAGCUCAAGCACUUCUUCGACGCCUCCCAAUUCAACCUCUCCGGCGACGAAAUCAAGGACGUCGAGCUCGUCCUCCUCCUCCUCGCUUCCGCCCACAAAUUCGCCUCUCGACAGAUCGACCAGUCCACCAAAUUCCUCAGCUGGUGCCAGUUCCUCUCGUCCCCGUCGGGCUCCCCGGCCCAGCGACUCGUCCACUUCUUCACCAAAUCGCUGCAGGAACGAAUAGACCGCGAAAUCGGCAAGGAAGACAUGGAACAGGAUGAUGAUCGGGGCCGUCAGAUGAAGCAGUCUUGUCCGAAUCUCGCCUUAAUCGCUUGCUCGUUGCAGCUCCCCUACAUUCAGGUCACGCAAUUUGCGGGAAUCCAGACCGUGGUGGAAAGCGUGGCGUCCGCUAGGAAAGUACACUUCAUCGAUCUCGCGAUUCGCAGCGGCGGACAAUGUACGGUCCUGAUGCAGGCGCUGGCGAACCGACAGGGAAUUCCCGUCGAGAUGCUGACGGUGACCGCGGUGGCGACGGGGGAUUCGGAGCGGCGGAGCAUCGAGGAGACCGGGAAGCGACUGGCGAGCUUCGCCGAGACGAUGAACAUCCCCUUCCGUUUCAAUUGCGUGACGGUGGCCGGCGGGUUUAGGGAUUUGAAAGAAGAAAUGUUCGAAAUCGGCGGCGGAGACGGCGGCGGAGGCGGUGAUACCGCCGUUGCCGUUUACGCGUGGGAUAUUAUGAGGAAUGUUCGAGCUCAGCCGGAAGGUCUUGAUUCGCUGUACGGAGUCCUCCGAAAUCUGAACCCGUGCGCCAUCGUGGUCACGGAAUUCGAGGCGAACCACGACUCGACGGAGUUCGUCGAGCGGUUCGACGGCGCGAUCACGCUGUACAGCGCGCUGUUCGAUUGCGUCGACGAUUGCUUGGACCGAUCGGACGGCGACCGGGGGAUUUUGGAAUCGACGGUUGGGAGGGAGAUUCGGGACGCGGUGACGGUGGUGGACGAGGACGAGCGGGUUUUCCGGCCGAUGAGGGUGGAGGAGUGGCGGGAUUACUUCUCCAGAGUUGGUAUGGUGGAGCUGGAGAUUAGUACGUCGUCGUUUUAUCAGGCGGCGCUGCUGGUGAGGAAUUUUGCCUCUGGGGAUUCGUGUACGGUGGACAGGGACGGGAAGUGUUUGAUCACCGGCUGGAAGGGGACGCCUUUGCUGUCGGUGUCGGCCUGGAAGUUUUACCGGCAGGUGCCGAAGAGAUUGCGGCCGAAGAAGUUCGUGUAA
This is a messenger RNA of Linum tenue, 1353 nucleotides long. Lineage: Eukaryota; Viridiplantae; Streptophyta; Magnoliopsida; Malpighiales; Linaceae. The record is from the annotation of a GenBank genome assembly.